Molecule: messenger RNA, 1005 nt
Organism: Macadamia integrifolia
Lineage: Eukaryota; Viridiplantae; Streptophyta; Magnoliopsida; Proteales; Proteaceae
Exons: 2
Coding region: 378-716 (112 amino acids)
Source: RefSeq, a predicted model, not a curated record
CGUGGACUCCGAUAAAUCCGAUGGCUUGGCGACUUCGACGAUGCUUCUGUGAUUUCCCAGUAAAUUCUCGAAAAAUCUAUUGCUUCCACGGCCGCCGGAAAGCAGUGUACACGACCGUCUCUUACUGGGUUGAUGAUCUCGUAGUCGGAUAAUGUAAAUUGAAGCAUACCUGAAUGGAUAUUGUUAUUAGAAAUCGAAGCAUAAUUUGUAUCGAAGGUUUCAUUUCCAUCUUGUGUUGCUUCUCUGAUUCGAGUUUAGUGUAUCUUUGGUGUUGGUUUGAAGUUUGAUGGUUCAGUUGAUAAAUGUGGGUAAUCUCCGACCGGAAUCAGAGAUAGCGUGUCGGAAUAAGUUGCCGGUGAAAUUGGAGAUUGAAGAGCAUGGACCUCUCAACAAGCGAUCCAAGUUCUCACCUCCUUGUCAGCAGCAGUGAAACUCUGGAUGUGAGGGUUUUCGUCGGAACAGAAGAGAGAAAGGAGGGAGAAGAACAAGAUGUGAAACUCCGAAUCAGAUCAAAAACCUCUAUGUUUGGGGUGGUAUUUUUAGACCCUAGAUCCAAGUACCGCAAGUUAAUACAAUUCCUCAAACCAUCUGCAAUGGUUCCGUUGGAAGAGGAAGGUGAAGGACUCCGGUGCCGCUGGAGGAAGGUUUCAGUCGUUCAUCGCCUCUGCAAUCGUUCAGCAAAAGGAGAGGCAGGAGGAGAGACAGGUCGAAGUUGACGAGCCGUCGGAUUUUUUGAAAUCCGCGUGUUGAUUAUCGGAAAAAUCGUUGAACGCAUGUUGGAGCGUUAGUCGUAGGUGACGAGCCGGAUCCAUGCUAAUGCACCCUUGCAUGGCAGCUAAGUGAACAUUUUCCUUAUAAUUAUUUACUUAUUAUAUUAGGAGAAUGUUUUUGGCUUCGGGUGUAAUCUCUAUUAGCAGUUCUUUUUUUUUUCUCUCUUCUCCCGUAAGAAAUGAUCAUUCUACCCCUUAUUGAUUGAACAAAAACAGAGGUCUUCAUUGAUUGUAA